This is a messenger RNA of Besnoitia besnoiti, 591 nucleotides long. Its product is annotated as microneme protein MIC10. The record is from RefSeq and is a predicted model, not a curated record. NCBI's taxonomy places the organism in Eukaryota, Apicomplexa, Conoidasida, Eucoccidiorida, Sarcocystidae. The coding region runs from base 1 to 591 and encodes 196 amino acids. The transcript has a single exon.
AUGGCUCAAAUGUCUACGCGCAAGUCUGCCUCGCUCCGCCAGAUCUUCGGCGGAGGCCUGCUCCUAGUAGGAGCGGCGGGGCUCCUGGUGGCCUUGUCUGCAAGCAACCCCGUAACUGCAGCGAAGGUGCGAGCGGCCGAAUCGCUCGCGGCGGAGAUACACGAACUCGGGGACAUGAAUGACUACAACCAGGAGGCGGAGUACAGAAUACGACGCGCGGAGCUCGACGCCCAGACGCCAGAGGAGAUCGAAGCGGCGAAGCAGAAAUAUCGCGAGAAUCAGGCAAAACAGGAGCAGGAAGACGCUGACAUGAAGAGAAUAAAGGAUGCCGUUGUCGCAGAAAUGAACGAGACUGUGGAGCGGGCGGGACUUCGUGGGCGCGCCGAGCGCGAGGAUCACCGCUCCGACGAUCAACAGCGAGGCUUCGACGAGCGCCAAAAAGAAAUCAAAGACAUGGAACCCUCGAAAAUGGCCAAGCUGAUGGACAAGAGGAUAGCUGACCUCGAGGAUAUCCGCAAAACAAAGCAGAAUCAACAAGCACUUAUGCAAGAACUGAAGGAUAAGCUUGCGAAGCGCAAGAAGGCAAUGUAA